AUGCAUUACAGGGACACCACGGGUGCACGGCAUGCCCCAAGCUGCCUCCGUUACCCCUCAGCGUACCGCUUCCCACAGGCAUGUGAUGCUGCAGUGGGACAGGAUGGAACCACCCCCACACCGGCACCCCUGGCUUCCUGCAUACCGGGGCCGGACGUGCGGCAUGCAGCAGCACGGGGCCACAUCCCGACACCGAGCAGCACCCGACGCAAUGGGCAGGAGGUGAGGAUGGAGGUGCUGUGCCUGCUGCUGGCUGCUCUCUGCGCUGCUGCCAUGCCCAAACCAGCUCCAGUGGAGGCAACGGGAGUUCCCACCGCUGUGCCGAGCAACACUUCGGCAGAGCCAGGUCCCUGGGGCACAGCCAUGCUGCGCCUGGCUGGUGGCAGCCACCCCUGUGAGGGCACAGUGCAGGUGCAGCACCGUGGCCACUGGAUGCCUGUGUGUCGGGAGUCCUGGAGUGCUGCUGCCUCUCGGGAGCUGUGCCACCACCUGCACUGCGGGGAUGCUGAGGGUGAUGCGGUGAUGGCAAGCCUGGACAGUGACAGAGAUUUCUCCAAGGGAUGCCCAACUGCGGUGGCCAACUGCAGUGGGUGGGAGCCACAGCUCUGCCAGCUGCAGCUGGCCACUGAGCCCAGCUGCUGUGCAGCAGGGCCGGCAAACGUCACCUGCACAGGUGCCCCGGUGCUGCGUCUGGCUGGUGGGCACAGCCGCUGCGAGGGCCGGGUGGAGCUGCGGCAGGCAGGCAGCUGGGGCACGGUGUGUGACGACGGCUGGGACAUGGCUGACGCCGCCGUGGUGUGCCGGCAGCUGGGCUGCGGCUGGGCGCUGCGUGCGCCGCGAGAGGCCGCCUUCGGCUGGGGGCACGGCCCCGUGCUGCUGGACGAGGUGAACUGCAGCGGGCACGAGGAGCAGCUGGGGGAAUGCCCUGCUGCCCUGCAGCACGACUGCAGCCACAAAGAGGACGCCAGCGUGGUGUGCUCGGAGCACCACGAGUGGCGGCUGUCCGGAGGUAAGGACGGCUGUGCGGGUCGCGUGGAGGUGCAUUACCGUGGGACAUGGAGCACUGUGUGCGACAGCACCUGGUACAUGCUGGAGGCUGCAGUUCUGUGCCACACGCUGGGCUGCGGGGAGCCACUGCUGCGUCCUUCCUUCCACCACACACUGCCCACCAAGAUGCUUUAUGAGUGCCCGGACUGGCAGCCCUCACUGGCGUACUGCCGCUGGACCUACAACAAGUCAGCUCCCUGCCACGAGUCCCGUGCUGCCGGUGUCGUCUGCAACGGCUCCCUGGGCUUGCAGACCCCAACGCUGGAGGUGACCGUGAUGCCAAGUGGUGGUACAUCCCCAAGCACCACAAAGGGCUUGGGUGCAGCUGGGGGCCUGUCCCUUCUGCACAUGCCUCUCUUCAUCUCAUGUGUGGUGCUGGCAGUGCUGCUCCUGCUUACACUGGUGGUCUUCUCCACUGCCUUGCUGUACUUGAGGAAGAGGAGCGCCCUCACUCUGGGGACUCCAGUGCCACUCCUGGUGACCCACAGCAGCCAGGGUCACGACAUGCCCUUGGAAACUUGCAACAACUACAGGGAGGCACCCGCAGACCUCCCCAAGGGGCCAGACUCCACACCAGCAACCCUUCCCACCACCAAGGGCUCUGACUCCUCUGACUCUGACUAUGAACGCUAUGAUUUCAGCAGCAAGCCACCCGUGGCCCUCUCCACCUUCCACAACUCACAGCGCCGACAGCCAGGUGAGCAGCUGCUGACGCCCACCCAGGACGGGAUGGAGCCAUUUCCCACAGAGGUGCCAACCGUGCAGUGUGCCCACCCAUGGGGCAGGGUGGGGAGCUCAUCCUCAUCCUCUUCCUCCUCUUCCUCCUCCCUGGAGCCCUACUGUGGUGAGAGCGCAGCCUCCACAGGUGCCUGGCACUGCCCGCAGCCCCCAUCACGCAGCACCCACUCGCACACAGCACCCACCACACCGCCAGAUGUGCCCUGUGUGCCCAUCCCUGUGCUCAACAUGCCGUGGGUACCCCCACCUCCAACAGACCCCAACUAUGCUGACAGCUCCAGCACCUCCUCGGGGGAGUGGUAUGAGAACGUGCAGGGUGCCGAGACAUGUGGGGACCCACCCCUAGAGGAACACACACAGGACCCCAGCUUCUCUGAGGGGAGUGACUAUGAUGACAUCCAGGGCUCUGGCUGCUGAGAGUGGGAACAGGCAGCGGGGAGGGGACUCUUAUCCAUAACACAGCCGUGGACCAUUAAAAGCU
Molecule: messenger RNA, 2266 nt
Organism: Lagopus leucura (white-tailed ptarmigan)
Lineage: Eukaryota; Metazoa; Chordata; Aves; Galliformes; Phasianidae
Gene: CD6
Product: CD6 molecule
Cellular component (GO): membrane
Source: RefSeq, a predicted model, not a curated record